Knipowitschia caucasica is the source of this 4470-nucleotide messenger RNA. The record is from the annotation of a GenBank genome assembly. NCBI's taxonomy places the organism in Eukaryota, Metazoa, Chordata, Actinopteri, Gobiiformes, Gobiidae.
AUGUUAGCUGACCAAGAUAGCCUUCGCUCUGUCUACAGUCAAGCCAUUACAGGGGCUAAAAAGGUCUGCACUCAAAAGAAUCAAGUCAUGUCCUUCCGGAGAGUAGUCAGACAGAGCAAAUUCCGGCAUGUCUUUGCCCAAGCGUGGAAAACGGAGCACUGCCUCGAUGACGUGCGAGUGUCCCGAGUCACAUGGGACAGUCCACUUUGUGCAGUCAACCCCAAAUUCAUAGCUGUCAUCAUAGAAGCAGCAGGAGGGGGCACCUUUCUUGUAGUACCUAUUAACAAGAGUGGAAGAGUGGAUUCGUCUUGGCCAACUGUAUGUGGCCAUCAUGCUCCUGUGCUGGACAUCCAGUGGUCACCUCAUGACGACAAUAUCAUUGCAAGUGCCUCUGAGGAUAACACAGUGAAGGUGUGGCAGAUCCCAGAUGGUGGACUAACCAAGCCAAUGACUGAGGCCAUAGUGACACUAGAAGGACACAGUAAAAGAGUAGGAAUCAUAGCAUGGCACCCCUCUGCCUUCAACAUCCUCUUAUCUGCAGGUUGUGAUAAUGUGAUUUGCGUCUGGAAUGUGGGCACGGGUGAGCUCGUUUACCAGCUGAGCGAUGCACACCCAGACGUCAUCUACAGUGUCAGCUGGAACAAGGACGGAAGUGCGGUCUGUACUGUCUGUAAGGACAAGGCGCUGCGUGUGAUUGACCCACGAAGGGGCACCGUGCUCAAGGUUAAGGAGAAAGUGCAUGAGGGCACCAGGCCAAUGAGAGCUGUGUUUCUUGCCAAUGGGAAGAUCCUGACCACUGGCUUCAGCCGAAUGAGUGAGCGUCAGGUGGCUCUGUGGGAUACGAAAGACCUCUCUGAGCCAAUGGCUGUUCAGGAGAUGGACUCGAGUAAUGGGGUACUAUUACCUUUUUAUGACCCGGACACAAACAUGGUUUACCUGUGUGGAAAGGGAGACAGUACCAUCCGGUACUUUGAGAUCACAGAUGAAUCCCCAUAUGUGCACUUCUUGAGCUUGUUCAGCAGCAAAGAGCCGCAGAGAGGAGCAGGUUUUCUUAGUAAAAGAGGUGUAGAUGUCAACAAGUGUGAAAUCGCAAGGUUUUACAAAUUGCAUGAGAGAAAAGUGGAACCAAUCUCAAUGACUGUGCCACGAAAGUCAGACCUGUUUCAGGGCGACCUGUACCCCGACACUGCAAGUGCGGAGCCAGCCCUUUUAGCAGAGGAAUGGAUCGCCGGGCAGGAUGCUCCCCCUCUCCUGGUCUCGCUGAGUGGGGGGUACAGUGCUCCUACAUCCAAACACGGCCGCGACACACUGAGAGGAAAGCCCAAAAUGCUCUCACAAGACUCUGGGACAGGGGCCACCACACCUUCAAGCACCAUAUCUACUACUGCAGCCAAAGAGCACAAAACUGAAGAGACGCAUCACUCCAAGGCAGCGAGAGAAAACGAGGGAAAUGGGGAACGACCCAAGAAAGAGGAGGAUCUCUUGAAUGAGCUACUAGCCGAAAUGAAAGCGCUGCGUGCGGUGGUUCUGGCACAAAACCAGCGAAUCGAGUUGCUGGAAAGGCAGCUUGCUCGCAUUGAAGACGGAGAUGUCCUGACCCGGUGGAAGAAAGUUGUUCGCCUAAAACAAGCUUUAAUAGAAUCAAACAAAAGAGCCAAAAAUAUGUCUGAAAACGGGGAAAUCACCUACUCAGUAUCAUACACCACUAUCAUGUUUCUUGCUUUCCUCCUGGCUGCCCUUCUCAUCCUGCUGUUUUUCCUUUACAAGCAUCUAAACCAGGAAGCUAACGGCAAAUAUACUGUGCAACGCAUCGUGUUUAGGGAGGGAGGGUUGCGAGACAGGGUCAGAGGGGCAUCAGUGGCCCUGGGGAACCGUCUGGGAGUCCAGCUGUGGCCUCAAACAGAAGGAGACCAGGACGAAAAAGAUGAAGAGAAAGAGGAAGAGGAGGAGGAGAAACCAGGGCAGGUGCAUUCAAUGGAAGACAACAGCAGUGAUGAAGAUGAUUCUGUGACAAUUGACAGAGGGACAAUUGUCACAGAAGAGCAGUCUCAGAGUGAAGCGGGUCCAAGUAAAACCAGAGAUCAGAAUUCAGAAGACGGCUCAGAGGAGGAAUAUAAACCUCUGAUCUCGCCUGAACCACAAGAGGACCCACCAGCAGAAGCAAAAGGACCAGUAGUAGUUAACCUCAACCAGUUUUCAGGUAGUGUCCUCUGGUCCGAAGAGGAUGGAGAGAAAGAUAUAGUGCUGCCACCAUCCACUGGAGGCUGCUCUGCUCUGAACGCGCUGGACCUGUGUCUCCUACAGAGACACGCACUAAUCACAGCGCAUCCGAGAAACUAUUUAAAUGGAGAUGGAAGGAGUAGGAUGUUAUUAGCGUCCGCUGUAGUGGUCUGGCAAUGGCUAAACGAGCACGGACGCUGGCGGCCCUACAGCCCCGCGGUCUGUCACCACAUCGAGGCGGUGAUCCGGAGCGACCCUCGCUGUGCUAGUGUGGUCCUCGGACAGGUGGACUCUCGCCUUUCGCCCUACAUCAUCGAUCUGCAGUCCAUGCACCAGUUCAGACAAGACACAGGUACCCUUCGGCCAGUACGACGCUGCUUCUACGAGCCCACCUCUGCCCCGGGGCAGGGCUGGCUGUGGGAGUGGGAAAACGACACUGGGAGUUGGACAGUGUUCGACACCGAGGUGGGCAUUGCCAUCCAGGCUGCUCGAGACCGGCAGGAGCCCUGGCUGGACCUGGCUCCACUUGGGUUCUCCUACCUUAUUGACUUUGAAAACAUGACUCAAAUCAAUGGGCAAACACAGCGCUGCCGACGUAUCCAGCGGCGCUCUGACUUAGCCUACCCCAUGGUUUCUGGACCACUGCCUAAAUCACAUCAAGCCUGGGGACCCACACCCAUGUCAGGCCCUGGGGGUCUGCUAGGAGUAGAUGUAUCCAAUAUGGGAAUGAGAAUGAACAGCAGUGGAAAUGGGAGCGCUUACCCCAGCGGCGCACUCCCUGCCUCAGCCAUCACCUCUUUGGGACAACCUUGUGCCUGUCAGCAGUGUAUGAUGGUGCUGGGUGUGAAACCGGGGGCUUUGUCCUCUUUCUCUUCUAUGUCCUCUGCACAGACUCUGGGAAGAAGACCACCACAAACAAAACUGCCUCUCCCUGCCAUUAGCCCCAAAGUUCACAGUUACUCUGUUCCAGGAGGAUCGUACUCUUUAACGCUCCCUCGGCCACUGACUCUGCAGCGCACGCUGCCGUCACACAGGAUUUCUGUGGUGGGGGCCACCGGGGGCUACAGUGUGGGCGGAUUGGGGGCUCCAAUGCUGUCCGUGUCCUGUCCCGCUCCGCCCUCCUCUGCUGGUGCGUCUCUCAUCUCCACUGUCUCCUCCACCUGUGCUCCUUCUCCCUCCGCCCGUGUCCUGGGACCAGUGUCGUUGUCGGCGACCUCCGCUUGUGCCGCUCCUCUACCUCCUCGCUCCAGUCUGGCUGGACUUAGCCGACCCGCACUGCAGAGGAUUGCCAUGGCCCAGUCUCGUGCCCUUAUUGCCUCUGGAGUACCAACCGUUCCAGUCAAGAACCUCAAUGGAUCCAGCCCUGUGCAUCCUGCUCUGGCUGGAAUUACAGGCAUCCUGAUGAGUGCGGCUGGACUUCCCGUCUGCCUGACCCGUCCGCCCAAACUGGUCCUUCAUCCUCCUCCAGUGAGCAAGAGCGACAUCAAACCAGUGCCUGGACUGGGCCACUGCUGCCGCAAGACCACCAAGAAGCAGGCUCGCAAAGGAAAGACGCCAGAGGAAGUGGUCAGGCGCUAUCUACAGAAGGUCCGCAAUCCUCCUGAAGAAGACUGCACUAUCUGCAUGGAGGCCCUGUCCGGACCCUCUGGCUACAAAGGCCCCGGUGUUGGGGGGAUAUCCCGUGCCGAGUCGGUGGGCCGGCUGUCGCAGUGUGGUCAUCAGUACCACCUCCAGUGCCUCGUUGCCAUGUACAACAACGGAAACAAGGAUGGCAGCCUGCAGUGUCCAACCUGCAAAACCAUCUAUGGAGUGAAGACGGGCAACCAGCCCCCCGGCAAGAUGGAGUACCACGUUAUUCCACACUCGCUCCCAGGACAUCCAGACUGCAAAACAAUCCGUAUCAUUUACAACAUUCCUCCAGGCAUACAGGGCCCAGAGCAUCCAAAUCCGGGCAAACCCUUCACUGCGCGUGGUUUUCCCAGACACUGCUAUCUCCCUGAUAGUGAGAAGGGACGCAAGGUUUUGAGGUUGCUGUUAGUGGCAUGGGACCGUCACCUCAUUUUCUCCGUGGGGACGUCCAGCACCACGGGGGAGUCCGACACCGUCAUCUGGAACGAGGUGCACCACAAGACCGAGUUUGGCUCCAACCUCACCGGCCACGGCUACCCCGACGGCGGACACAUGGACAACGUGCUGGAGGAGCUCAAGGCCCAGGGCAUCACAGAGGAAGAGUGCCUGCCCAGAGACUAA